Molecule: messenger RNA, 720 nt
Organism: Lachancea fermentati
Lineage: Eukaryota; Fungi; Ascomycota; Saccharomycetes; Saccharomycetales; Saccharomycetaceae
Source: the annotation of a GenBank genome assembly
AUGGUCGCUGUGAUUUCCAAGAAGAGAAAGCUUGUCGCUGACGGUGUUUUCUACGCCGAAUUGAACGAAUUUUUCACCAGAGAGUUGGCUGAAGAAGGUUACUCCGGUGUUGAAGUUCGUGUCACCCCAACCAAGACCGAAGUCAUCAUUAGAGCCACCAGAACUCAAGAUGUUUUGGGUGAAAACGGUAGAAGAAUCAACGAAUUGACUUUGUUGGUUCAAAAGAGAUUCAAGUACCAACCAGGUUCCGUUGUCUUGUACGCCGAGAGAGUUCAAGACCGUGGUCUAUCCGCCGUUGCUCAAGCCGAAUCCAUGAAGUUCAAGUUGUUGAACGGUUUGGCCAUCAGAAGAGCCGCUUACGGUGUCGUCAGAUACGUCAUGGAAUCCGGUGCUAAGGGUUGUGAAGUCGUCAUCUCCGGUAAGUUGAGAGCCGCCAGAGCCAAGUCCAUGAAGUUCGCCGACGGUUUCUUGAUCCACUCCGGUCAACCAGUCAACGACUUCAUUGACACUGCUACCAGACACGUUUUGUUGAGACAAGGGGUUUUGGGUAUUAAGGUCAAGAUCAUGAGAGACCCAUCUAGAAACAGAUCUGGCCCAAGAGCUUUGCCAGAUGCUGUCAAGAUCUUGGAACCAAAGGACGAAGAGCCAGUCUUGGAGCCAUCUGUCAAGGAUUACAGACCAGCCCCAGAAGAAGUCCCUGCCGAAGCUACUGCUGCUUAA